Messenger RNA from Hemicordylus capensis (graceful crag lizard), 6693 nucleotides. It is a transcript of the gene SLC43A1, whose product is annotated as solute carrier family 43 member 1. Bases 1616 to 3340 code for a protein of 574 amino acids. Gene Ontology annotation, biological process: neutral amino acid transport; transmembrane transport. The record is from RefSeq and is a predicted model, not a curated record. The transcript is spliced from 16 exons. Lineage: Eukaryota; Metazoa; Chordata; Lepidosauria; Squamata; Cordylidae. Gene Ontology annotation, molecular function: neutral L-amino acid transmembrane transporter activity; L-amino acid transmembrane transporter activity.
AGAGAUAGAGGACGCACACGCACACCAUGCUGACUAACAAAUGUUUCAGAAACAUGUAAGAUCUGUCAGGAGCAAGACUGGAGUGGGCCCUGGGACAAAAUGUGAAGGGGAGGCAGGAGGAGGAGACUGAAGAGCAAGCUGUUUCUAGACUGCCUUCAGGGGCCCAGGUAUAUCUUCCCCAGCUCUGCACAAUUAUAUCUACGCCCCUCAGGUCUAUUCAGAAGUAUCCUCUGUACAUUCAUUGAAUGCUUGUGGGGGCAGGGGGGGAGCUAUAAGGCUGCACCAGCUAGCCACAGAGCUGCACCUGCUGGCCACACCCCUGGCAGGGUUCUGAACUGUGUGGAGAAGCCCUCCCUGUGUUUAACGCUAUUUUGCAGACAAAUGCUGAAUGCCAGGAUGCCUGGAAGGUAGUGUGGUGGCUCGCCUCAGCAUUCCUGUCCCACCCCACCCACCUUACAUGCGGGCCUCUGAACCUUUAAGAGCUAGCAAAGACCCUAACAACGCGCCCGUUUGCAACACUUUCCCUUCCACCCGAUGUGUUCAGUAUGGCUGGCUGCAUUGGUGCACAGAAGCAGCAGCAGGAGGAGAGGAGUUUUAAAUCAGUGUUUGCUUUGGGAAAGGCUGUUAGCAUUUCCCUCUAUUAUGUUUGUAAUGGUGGUCUCAUGGACCACCUAAAAGCGGGUUGCAGACUACAAGGUAAGCAUCGUAAAAAGAACGGGCAAAUAAGUGCACUUAUGUUGUUAAUAAUGUAAGUAUACCCUUUUAAUGUACCCUUUUAACUCUCCUGGGGAAAAAGAUCAGUUUGAUUUUACCAAUGGGGUAACACUGCGGGGCUGGCUCAAGGCCACCCAUAGCGAUUUUAUGGAAGAAUCUGAACUCGGAUCUCGUCUCAGUCACAAAGUUGGCACACCAACCACCGCAUCGCGCCAAUUUACGUAGAAGUGGGAGGGAGUGAUCUGAAAUUUGUGAGGCGUUGAAACGAAGCUAAAUUCCAGGAAGCGCGGGGUGGGAGGGAUAGAUAUAUGCGGGGGCAUUAGAAGAGAGGAAGUUCCGCGCGAAAAAGUGGCCCUUUUUUCCUUUUUCUUGGCCUCUGGUCUUUUGGUCCAGUUUCCCUGAGUUCCACCUUCUUUUGCUUUAUACACAAACACCCCACACGUCUGGCAAUGCCCUUAUAAAGUAAUUCGCGCGCAUGGACACUGUGUCCCGCCCAGACCCAAGGCGAUCACGCCGCCUCCAGAGCCCAGGGGCGCUGCGCGCGGCCCAGAAACAACAACACGCUCGCUCGCUCGCUCUGUGUGCUGUCCCACCAACUGUGUUGAGCUGCUGCUGACCCUCUUCUGCUCAUGGUCAGCCGCCAGACCUGCAAACUCUACCCGGCGGCUGAGUAAUCUCAGCACUUUGCCCGAGGACGAGAAGUGGAAGAGGGAGACGGCGCGCGCCUUCGUUGAUUUUGGAGCCAAGGGGAAGUAUUAAAUCAGCCCAGAACUGUCCUGGAUCUGUGGGACUUCAGAACGGCCAGCCCCAAAUGUUCCAAAUCAAAAGACUGCCUUCAGAACUCAGGAGGUUGGCUUAACACUUGGAGCCCUUACAACCUGGUCUCCAAGCCAGAAGGAAGAUGGCACCAACCCUACAGCAGGCGUACCGCCGACGGUGGUGGAUGGCCUGCACUGCCGUGGUGGAAAAUCUCUUCUUCUCGGCAGUUCUGCUGGGCUGGGGCUCCUUGCUCAUCAUGCUUAAAUGUGAGGGAUUGUACUCCCAUGUUUGCACAGGUAAGAAUGACACCAACGACUCGGCCUCAGCCUUGGCUGUUAUGCCUCAUUCUUGGCCCAGCUGUGUGGAACAGGAGGAGAUGCUCAACCUGGGUUUCACCAUCGGCUCCUUUUUGCUGAGUGCUGCCACCUUGCCCCUAGGAAUAUUAAUGGACCGAUUUGGCCCCAGGCCACUCCGUCUGGUUGGCAGUGCCAGCUUUUCGCUUUCCUGUGCUCUCAUGGCCCUGGCUGCCUACAAACCACCAGUUCUUUCCCCACUGAUUUUUCUUGGUCUUUCCCUGAAUGGCUUUGGUGGAAUCUGCCUGACCUUCACCUCCCUAACUCUGCCCAAUAUGUUUGGGAAUCUCCGUUCUACCUUCAUGGCACUCAUGAUUGGUUCAUAUGCUUCCUCUGCCGUUACUUUUCCUGGUGUCAAGUUGAUCUAUGACUCGGGAGUUUCCUUCAUCACCAUCAUGUUCGUCUGGUUAGGCCUGGGUAGCCUCAUCUUCCUCAACUGCUUGAUCAAUUGGCCCACAGAGUCCUUCCCAGCUCCCGAGGAGGUCACCUACACGAAGAAGAUCAAACUGAGCAGCCUGGCCCUCGAUCACAAAGUGACCGGCGACCGGUUCUACAUGUACGUGACUGCUGUGGGGCAGCGGCUGAGUCAGAAAGCGCCCCAUCUAGAGAAGCAUGGAUCUCUGCAGGACCUUCGCCAAGGGGCCACAGAGUCCUCCCAGCACUCCAUCCCCUUUUGCCACAGCGUCUGCUCCCCCAUUUUCCUGUGGAGUCUCAUUACAAUGGGUAUGACCCAGCUGCGUGUCAUAUUCUACAUGGCAGCCAUGAACAAGAUGCUGGAGUUCCAGGUGACGGGUGGCAUGGAGAAUGUAUCAGUGGAGCUGAAGGAUGAAGCUGAAAAAACAGUCGGCUUCUACUCCUCCAUUUUUGGGGUCAUGCAGUUACUGUGCCUUUUCACUUGCCCCUUCAUUGGCUAUGUGAUGGAUUGGCACAUGAAGGACUGUGUGGAUAGCCCAGGAAACGUGGGCUCCAUGGCAUCUGACAGGACUGGGGGGAAAGGGAAGUCUAAAGUUCGCUACCGUAAGAUCCAAAAGCUCACCAAUGCUAUCCGUGCCUUUGUCAUCACCAAUCUGCUGCUGGUGGGGUUUGGUACCACUUGUCUGAUCAACAGUCUCCCUCUACAGUAUGUGACCUUCAUCCUUCACACCAUGGUUCGUGGCUUCUUCCAUUCUGCCUGUGGAGGCCUCUAUGCUGCUGUGUAUCCGUCCAAUCACUUUGGGACAUUGACCGGUCUACAAUCAUUGAUCAGUGCUGUAUUUGCUCUCCUCCAACAGCCACUCUUCAUGGCUAUGGUGGGGCCACUGCAUGGCAACCCCUUCUGGGUGAACCUUGCCCUCCUCAUCUUCUCUUUUGUGGGCUUCCUACUCCCCUGCUAUCUCUACUUCUUCCGCCGCAGACUUCUCCAGGAACAAGUAGCAAAAGCAGGGACUCCGGAUCAGGCGAAUGGUGCCGAAGUCAAACUCCAGGACAGUGCAGCUACCAACGGCUUGUUGAGCAAUGACGUCACCACUGCAUAAGCCAGGAAUGGGGAAGGUGGGGAGUUUGUGGGUGACAGAGAACAGGAUGCGGACUCAGUGCGCCUGACAGAUGGUGCGAGGCACUAUUAGCGAGGGGAGGGGGAAAUACUGUGAACACUUUCUAUUUGGGAACUAUGAACAGAACUGAGAUGCUUUUAUUUCUCAACAAAUGCAUAUCUAUAUUUAUAUCUAUCUAUAUAAUAUAUAUAUAUAUAUCUAUAGAAAGAGAACUCUAUUUUUUUGCAGAGUACUUUAAAUGGCCCUAUGGUUUUUUAAAUAGAUCUGAUAUCUAUUUAAAGAUAGAUGUCCUGUCAGCCAGUGAGCUUCAGAGCUCUAGAAUAUGGCUCGGUUAUAUUUUUUAAAAGCUCUCCCUCUUGUAAAGAGGUGCCAGAUCACAGUGACUAUGUCUAGUUCGUAGCAGUCAGUCAGUACUUUCCAGUCCAGUGUUGCUAAGUGGCGUGGCGAGCAAAUGACUGUUUUUACUUCUCCUCUCCACGUGAUAGUUAUCAUAAAUAACAUCAGGAGGUGAAUUAACCGCACACAGAUGUAAGUUCAAAUUGAAUGUUUUCUAUCAGUUGACAGUGAUGAAUCGAGAUGUUUCCUUGUACUAUGGCAACUAACGUUGGGGUGUCUGAAAAAUGGGGUGUAAUGCUGGGACAUCCCUUAUCAGCUGACAUUGCUAGCCUUGCCUCCCUUCUCCCAAUCCUCUCUCUGCACUUUUCGUAAAGCAACCUCCUUCUUUAUGGUUUCCCAGAGACAAAGGUCUGAUGGCCUCUUGGGUGCUACACAUUUUUCAGCUGCUUGGACUUGACAGCAGGAAUGACAGGGUAUGUAAAUUGCAGUACUGAAUCUGGUUAACACUGAAGAGGACAUUCAUUUGACAGGAUUUGUGUAGGAGAGAAUAGAAUGUCAUUUUUUUAAUGAUCUCCUUUGGAUCAUGUCCUUGCAGAGAGCACUGUAUUAUUUCCUCUUAGAGCUGGGUUAGCUAUUACACAAGCCAUGCUGCCAGACCUCGGUCAAAUUAUUUAUUUGUAUUUAAAUUUAUACAUUGCCUUUCUGCCAAAAAUGGUCCUUAAUGUGGCUUACAGUAAAUGUAAAAUACACUCAGUACAACUUAAAACAAACAAAAUCUUAAAACUAAUAACUAAUAGCAACAGACAGAGAUAAAAUGCAGCGAGUUCAAAACCCAAACAACAACAACAACCCAUUUCCUCCAUUGAGCUUUUUAUCCAGCAUCAAUUAGAUGGCCAGGUAGAUGUCUCUUGGGCAGGUGUUCCAGAGCUGUCACUGAAAACGCUCUGAUCCUGUUCGAAGAUAACCUCCCUGCUGACAGUGCUGGCACUUGGAGCAGUUACUCUGCAGCAGUGCGCAACUCAAGGUGGAUUGAAAUAGAGAAGUUGCUCUUUAAAGUAUCCUAGGUUCAGACCGUUAGGGCUUCAAAGGACAAAACUGGCGCCUUGAACUUGACUUGGAAACAAACUGGUAGCCAGUCCAACAUGAAAAAGAAUGGUUGUUAUAUUCAUCUUGGGCCUACAGCUAAAAGGGAUCACCUCAGAACAUGAAUGAUUCCUUAUAUGACAGAGGAAUGGUGGCUAUGUUGUGAGAGAGUUUUGCAAUACGGUCAAUCUGCCUAGCAAGUGGGAAUGACUAUUCAGUAAGGAGUACAAUGGGUGUGGCAUGAGCCUCCUAUUCUGUGUGCCUGUUUGAGUUCAGGCAGAAGAGAAGAGUUGUGCCAUGUCAGUCAGAGUGAUUAUGGCCCACACAGACCUCAAUUUGUUUUUUUAAAUACAGUGAUGAUAUAUCCUCUCACACUCCUAGGGAUACCUGCCAUCAUCACUCAUUUACCUCAAUGCAUUUCUUUAUAGGCAUGCACAUUUAAGAUUGCUCAUUUCUUAGCACUUACAAAAACUAGGUUAUAUUAUGUUGGUAGGCUAUCAGGGCAAUUUGAAGUCAGCCAGCCUGAUGUCAGUUCUACUGGAUGUCUGUGGUAGAGACAUAGUGGGAGAACAGUGCCCUCUAAUGGCCAGACACUGAAAGUAUAUGUUUUUAGAAGCUGGCAGAAAUAUGUUCAGGUGCUAGAAUACUGUGAUACUGCUGAUGAAUCCUCACAAGUCUUCCCCUCAGUUAUUGGUAUAUUUGGUAUUCAUUAGCUCCAAGUGAUAUUUGGUUUAUAGUUUGAUGUUUCAGAAGAAAUAAGAAAAAAGAUAAUGUGACGUGUUUUUCACUAGACUAGUACUUGAUUUGAGAAAAGGCUCAUUCACCAGAACAUGGGAUGUAAAACUGAAGAUGGUAGUUUCUGAGCAUGUGCAGAGUGACACUCUUUUACCAGUGAGUAAUCAUAACCAUCCCUCAUGCAGCUGCAUCCAGGGACUGCUCUAGUUGUGCUUUUAAAAGGUAUUUAUGUGUGACUAGUUGUACCAGAAUGUGGACGGAGAUGCACAUUUCAAUGUGAAUUCUGUUGAAAGCAGUGCAAUGCACACAGAUAGACUCUACACUCUGAUUCUUAUUUUGAAGUGCAUCCAAUUUGCUCCUGUGGUUCCUGAGCCAGCAAGUGAUACAUGCAUGGAAACCUGCUUCUCCAUAUGGAUCCUCUUUAUCUACAUUGGGCCUCUGGAUUUACGGAUAUGAACUUCUAAUGGGGUAAUUUCCAGGCAGAUUUGAGGUCUAACACUCUUCUUUCUCAUCAUCAAGUACUGCACAAGACUAAGAAACAAUAGUAAGAAAUAAAUUGAUAAUUAAAAAACCACGAAAAGUAAGGAAAGUGGGGCAGGUAUCAUGAGACUAUAUGUGAAAAGAAGGUGGUCAGAAAGGACACACUUUCUGCAUGAGAAACAAUGCCUUAGCAGUGGUCUGGACAAGAGUAAAUUUUUCAGAAAUGACUGUAAGGUGCUUCAGAGGCCUAAGUGGAGAUGAAAUUCAAUGCUGAUGAAUGAAAAACAAUUUCAGAUAGAUUACAGUUUAUCAGGGCUCAUGUGGUUAUAACGUUGAGAGUCCCCAGGCCAUAGUAUCAUACAACUCCACUUAAGUCUAUGUCUGAAUAAAAGCUUUAAGAACAGAAACAAUGGUGGUAAUUAUUUUAUAAUGGAAGAAAGAAGACACAUUAGGGACAUUAAUCAUUUUUAAAAGCAGCAAGUAUUUAAAUAAAAUCAACUCAACAGUGGGGAGGAUGUUCUCUAAAUGGAGAUGGGGUACAACCAUUCAGGAAUUGCGCUUCCAGUUAUCUGUCCCUGCAUCGCAGUUGUUCUGACUUGGGAGAUAAAUCUGGCUUCAUACUGCUUCCAGCAUCUAAUGAUGUAGACUGUUCUCUACAAAAGCUCAUGCCACAAUAAAUCAGUCUCUAAAGUGUCGCAGCA